This is a messenger RNA of Orussus abietinus, 925 nucleotides long. It is a transcript of the gene Dim1, whose product is annotated as thioredoxin-like protein 4A. Bases 1 to 429 code for a protein of 142 amino acids. Gene Ontology annotation, biological process: mRNA splicing, via spliceosome. Gene Ontology annotation, cellular component: U5 snRNP; U4/U6 x U5 tri-snRNP complex; spliceosomal complex. Lineage: Eukaryota; Metazoa; Arthropoda; Insecta; Hymenoptera; Orussidae. The transcript has 3 exons. The record is from RefSeq and is a predicted model, not a curated record.
AUGUCGUACAUGCUAUCGCAUCUACACAAUGGGUGGCAAGUGGACCAGGCAAUAUUAUCCGAGGAAGACAGAGUAGUCGUUAUACGAUUCGGACAUGACUGGGAUCCGAUGUGUAUGAAGAUGGACGAAGUGCUGUACAAUAUUGCAGAAAAGGUGAAAAACUUCGCCGUCAUUUAUCUCGUCGACAUUACGGAAGUUCCGGACUUUAAUAAAAUGUACGAGUUAUAUGAUCCUUGUACAGUGAUGUUUUUCUUCAGAAACAAGCACAUAAUGAUCGAUUUGGGAACAGGUAACAAUAAUAAGAUUAACUGGACCUUGGAGGAUAAACAGGAGAUGAUAGAUAUUAUAGAAACGGUAUAUCGAGGUGCAAGGAAAGGACGAGGUUUGGUAGUUUCACCUAAAGAUUAUUCAACAAAGUAUCGAUAUUAAUUUUUAUAUCUAAGAUAUUUCAUUAUAAUUGACAUUAGAAAGUAACGUAUGUGUGGGAUGAUGAAUGUUAUAUAGCUUAUAAAUUCACGGUGAUAUCAAAUGUAUUUAUAGAUGAUUGAUAAAAAUUGCAAUCGUGCUCAAAUGUCUUUUAAUAAGUUCUAUCAUACCGUCCUUUACUAUGUACAAGAUCAUACAAUUAUUUAAUUACUUAAUAUCUAUAAUUACAUGUACCAUCCGUUUUAUCAUGGUUUUGUAAAGUACCUGCUUCUUAAGUAGAACUUUCCACAGGCUCAGUCAUAUAUACAUAUAAAAUGUAAGAAAAUGCUUAAAAUCGAGACUUGGGUCAUGUAUAUUUCUUAUGAAUGUAUAUAGCUAAAAUCUCACCCUCUUAAAUCGAUGUAUCGUUCUCCAGUAAUUCUGAAAACAAACACCAUUAUUUAUACAAAUUAAUUAUACCCAUGAUGUAAAUUACUUCUGUAAAUAUAUUUCUUAAAAA